Molecule: messenger RNA, 1712 nt
Organism: Amoebophrya sp. A120
Lineage: Eukaryota; Dinophyceae; Syndiniales; Amoebophryaceae
Source: the annotation of a GenBank genome assembly
UGACAAACAAAGCCGCAGGUCGUGAGAUCUGGUACAGGAUAUUCUAUCGUGUCACUGAUUCAGGUGUGGUAAGCCCGUUCAGCUUUUGGCGGAUACUCCAACAAGUUGCUGGUUUGAUCAAAUCGUCAGUAUCAUCACUGAUAGCUUUGAAAGGUGCUUCGCAAAGCGUAUCAAAGACAUGGCGGACGAUCAAUCGCCCACACUGGCACCCUCGUCCAUAGCCGCCGACGUGCUUAGCACAACAGACAUUCUCUGGAAUCACGUGGCGCCUUUUCUGCAGGUGCAAGAUCUCGGACGCCUUGCCCAGUCGUGCAAAUGUGUGCAUGCGGCUGCGGUGUCAUGGGACGGCAAGUUGGUCGUGCCCGUGCAGGUCAUUCAAGUCACUUCCAAACGGGAGCCAGUUCUAAAAACGCGUUUGGUUUCGGCCAAAGGCGGUUUGCCGCGACAGGAGCAAUACUACGUCGAGGGGCCAGCGAUUUUUCUUUCGCCAAAACCGUUCCUGUUCGGAUAUAGCGGACGCCAUCUGCGGAUUUUGCGCGUCGCUGCGAACGAGCGAGGCGAGCGGCUAGAUAUGGGGACGGACGAAACACCACAAUCACCUGUACGCGGAGCGGACUUCGUCUCUGCCGCGCUGGAGGGUUUGCAGGCAUUCUUGCAUUCCGACAGCGCAGUCGAAGUAGUGAGCUGCCCGCUGAUUCUCGGUGAAAAUAGCAGUCUGCAGCUGAGCAUUCGUCAGACGCUCGCCCGCUCACUGUUUGUUCUGCCAGCGUUGCAAGUGCUCGAGAUUCCAGCGGAAGUGGCUUUGACGCCCAUCAAAAUCUACGGCGCCCCUGUUGGAAGUGGCAAUAACUCCAGACCCCCCUGCAAGCUGAGAUCCUUUCAAAUUCACGAUGGAGGACUCUCUGAAUGGGGAAAGCUUGAUGAACAGUCGCUUGCGUUUCGGCUCACGGUAGGUGCAGCCGGGGAAAAUUUGCGAGACUUUGGUUUUUCAUUUGCCUGGUCUCACGUACCUGCACAGGAUGGAAAUGACAUGAAGAAAGUUCCAGGCCAGGUCUUGUUUGAAAAUGUGUUGCCACGCAUUGAGACUUUGCGCCUGUUUUGCGGCGGGACGGAACUUCUCAAGCAGCCGUGGUUUCAAGCAAUCCGCAUGCAGAACUUGAAGCACGUGCAAUUUGGGACUCGCCGUAUGGUUUUCCGAUCGCCGCCAACGCCGGUACUGCCCGUUGCAAACGUGAAGUACUUUCGGGGCUUGGAAGGCAUGCACUUCAGGGGCAUGACGCUAGACUACAGAGAGCUCGGCGACUGGCUGAAUUUCUUCGCGACGCUCUCUCUCCGUCGAUUUCGACUCCAGAAUGUUGGGAUGAGUGAGAUGAUGCUCGGCACUUUGUACGCUCUUCUCGGGAACGAGGUCGGGAAGUUCUUCCAGACGCUGCGCCAGGCUUGUCGCGAGAAGUUGCGAUUGCAAAUCGAAACUGCACAAUUUCGUUUAACAUCUUUUCGCACACUGCGGUAGAUCAUGAUGAGGAGACAAACUCAGGAAAGGAAGUGGCAACUUGGCCACGAAAGAAAGCUGAUGCGCGCAUUAUUGUGAGCUUUGCAUGUUUGUGGUCAACCAUUUUGAUGUUGAGACCCUCAUCACGUGAUGAGAUCCGUUGUUAGUAGUUUAAACUACAGACUCAGGAAGGCGUUCGCAUAGUGGAUCAGAGUUUCAG